ACUAACAAAAAAUUGUUCCAUUUGACGUUUGAAAUUUUAUAUUGCAUCGUUCUGUUUUGAUGAAAUAUACCCGUCAAAUAGAAAAUAUCAUUGGUGUUAAUUCGUGUUUUCUUGUGAUUUUAUCAUUGACCAAAAGGAUCAGUAUUAGUACGACAUCACAGCAAAAUGGACAUCGAAAAGUUACCAACUCAAGAAUUUGUCUUAGAAGCCGAUUCGGAACUGCGGUUUGAAAUCGAGACGCGUAACCGAAAAGUGAUUAUCGAACUGAAAGAAGGUCAAGCCGAAUUAUUUGGUACUGAGCUUGUUGCAAAGAAACCGUAUGAAUUUCAUACCGGCGCAAAAAUGGCCAUAUUCACAUAUCAUGGAUGCAGACUGAUGGUCAAAGGCGAAAUGAAUAUCCAUUAUAUUGCACGCGAAACGCCGAUGAUACAAUAUUUAAAUGCACAUGCCGCUAUUGAACAGCUCCGUGUUUCGGCCGACGAACAGAAUGAAAAUGGUCCAAUUGCAAUGGUUGUUGGGCCGUGUGAUGUGGGAAAGUCAACACUUUGUAAAAUUUUACUCAAUUAUGCUGUGAGACAGGGCCGAACACCGAUAUCCGUUGAUUUGGAUGUAGGUCAAGGAAGCAUUUCAAUUCCGGGUACAAUUGGUGCAUUUCUAGUCGAACGAAUCGCACAUGUUGAGGAUGGUUUCUCGCAACAGGCACCGCUUGUCUAUCAAUACGGUAAUCUCAGUCCAAGUGCCAAUGAUGCAUACUAUAAAUUAUUAUUAUCAAAAUUGGCCGAAGUGACAUUGAAACGUUUGCAAACGAAUAAAAAAAUCAAGAGCUCUGGAAUGAUCAUCAAUACAUGUGGUUGGGUUAAAGAUGCAGGUUAUAAGCAUAUUUUGCAUGCAGCACAAGAAUUUCAAGUGGCUGCCAUUUUUGUAUUGGACCAAGAGCGUUUGUAUAAUGAACUGUUGCGUGACUCUCCAAAGGCCACACAAGUGGUAUAUUUAACAAAAAGCGGUGGCGUUGUUGAACGUAGCCGAAGUCAACGAAGCGAUGCGCGUGACACUCGAAUCAGAGAAUACUUUUACGGACGACGUACACCAUUUUAUCCGCAUUCGUUUGAUGUAAAAUGGUCGGAUAUUCAGAUAUGUAAAGUUGGUGCGCCCGCUCUGCCCGACUCAUGUAUGCCACUUGGAAUGAAGGCCGAUAGUAAUAAGACCAAAUUGUUACCAAUUCAACCAAAUAAUUCCAUUUUACACCACAUUUUGGCAAUGACAUUUUGUGAUAAUAUUGAAGACGAUGUAAUUAACUCAAAUAUUGCUGGCUUCGUUUGUGUAACGAAUGUUGACAUGGAACGACAAGUGAUUACAGUACUAUCACCGCAGCCACGACCAUUGCCGAACUGCAUUUAUUUGUUAUCUGAUAUACAAUUUAUGGAUAGUCAUUAAAUUAUGUACUCUAAAAUAAA
Messenger RNA from Contarinia nasturtii (swede midge), 1454 nucleotides. It is a transcript of the gene cbc, whose product is annotated as protein CLP1 homolog. NCBI's taxonomy places the organism in Eukaryota, Metazoa, Arthropoda, Insecta, Diptera, Cecidomyiidae. The record is from RefSeq and is a predicted model, not a curated record. Bases 166 to 1434 code for a protein of 422 amino acids. Gene Ontology annotation, cellular component: mRNA cleavage factor complex; nucleus. Gene Ontology annotation, biological process: tRNA splicing, via endonucleolytic cleavage and ligation. The transcript has 4 exons. Gene Ontology annotation, molecular function: polynucleotide 5'-hydroxyl-kinase activity.